AAGAAAAGUGUAUUAUAUCAGUAUAGCGUUACUGUAAACUAUUUCUAAUUAUCUUCCAUAACGCUGUGUUGGUGGUGGGAAUGCUAUACUGUACCUUAAUGCUAUAUAGCAUGGUAUGAUAUUAUGGUAUGGUUAAAUGUUAAUUUCGUUGUUUUUCUCCCUUCCAGAGUGACACUUGCCAUCCAAGUUCCAACCUUCAUUUUGCAUUAUGCAAAUGAGCCAUGGAUUGGUGUGAACUGAAUGAUGGCUCCUCCCCUUUCUGGUCCACUUUCCCCCUGUGGUCGUCUCGUCCCUCUUCCACGCUGCCCUCAAACUCGCCACAAUCCACCUGCUGAAGUGACGCUGCUGUGAAAUACUGCAAACAUGGCCGCUACUGGAUCGUUCCGAGUGGUGUCAGAGGAGGAGCGGGCCUUGAGAUCCAAGCUGGAGCAUCUGACAGUGAAGGAUCACGGGCCCGUGUUUGGGCCGUGUCGCAAAAUGCCGGGCCACACCGCGCAGAAGGCUAAGGAUGAGCUGAAUGAGACGGAGGAGAGGAAAGCGUUGUCCCUUAAGGACCUACGGGCCCUGAUGAAGGAGAGGGCGGCCGAGGGAGACGACCUGGCCAAACUGGUGCUGGAGCGCUUCGGGGACAAGCCCGACUCUCUGCUGCUGCGCUUCCUCCGAGCCCGCAAGUUCGAUGUUGUCAGGGCCCACGAACUCAUGAAGGGUUACGUGCGCUUCAGGAAGGAGUACCCCGAGUUGUUUGAGAAUCUGACGCCCGAGGCCGUCCGCAGCACCAUUGAGGCGGGCUACCCUGUGGUUCUGCCCAGCAGGGACAAGUAUGGUCACGUAGUGCUGCUCUUCAACAUUCAGAACUGGGACUUGGAGGAGAUCACUUUUGAUGAGAUCCUAAGAGCGUACUGUGUGAUCCUGGAGAAGUUACUUGAGAAUGAAGAGACCCAGAUCAACGGUUUUGUCCUGAUUGAGAAUUUUAAAGGCUUCACCAUGCAGCACGCCUCAGGGAUUAAACCGGCGGAGCUCAAGAAAAUGGUGGACAUGCUGCAGGAUUCGUUCCCGGCGCGUUUCAAGGCGGUCCACGUCACCCACCAGCCGUGGUACUUCACUACCACGUACAACGUGGUCAAGCCUUUCAUGAAGAGCAAGCUGCUGGAGAGGGUGUUUGUCCACGGGGACGAGCUGGGCAACUACUUGAAGGCAUUUGACGCCGACAUCCUGCCUGCCGAUUUUGACGGGAAAGCUUGCGUGGCGGACUGCCAGGCCAUCGCCGGCAGGCUCUUUGGCUCCGAGGACACGGCUCUCUGAAGCAGGACCUCGACAGCGUCCUUCAACCGAGAUGAGGAUCACAUAGGCGCUCUUGAUUUCAAGCUAUAGAGUGAACAUUAUUAUUAUUAUUUUUUUUAAUCUUUAUGGCAGUCCUAAGCGGGGGGGGGGGGAAAGUAUUUAGAUUUAGGAGAUUUAAAGUGACACUUGAAAUGGAUGUUUAGAUAUUGCAGAAAGUUGUUUGAGAUGUGCCGCCAUUUCUAUUUUGCCAUUCAAACGGAAGUGGUGCGUUUGUGCUUGGAGAAUUUGUGCCUGCAAAGGUGGUAGACGAAUGCCUACAGAAAUUUGAGUGGUUAUGGAGGAUAACUUAAGAGUGACAUGGGAAGACUUAUGAAGUGAUUAUCAAUAAACCUCUUUGUAAUUUGCA
This is a messenger RNA of Phyllopteryx taeniolatus (common seadragon), 1687 nucleotides long. Its product is annotated as retinaldehyde-binding protein 1-like. The coding region runs from base 364 to 1302 and encodes 312 amino acids. NCBI's taxonomy places the organism in Eukaryota, Metazoa, Chordata, Actinopteri, Syngnathiformes, Syngnathidae. The record is from RefSeq and is a predicted model, not a curated record. The transcript has 8 exons. Gene Ontology annotation, molecular function: phosphatidylinositol bisphosphate binding. Gene Ontology annotation, cellular component: membrane.